CGUUCACGACUCUUGUUUGCAGAUUGCGCGGCCAAAUUGAAGCAAUAUGGCGGAUUGACACAAUAAUUUUUAAUGCGUGAUAUAUAUAUGUCUACAUAUAUUACUGUAAUUACUAGAGUACAAUUACCGCAGUGAUAAAGUGAAUUGCAGUGAAUAACGGGAUAUAUGAACCAAUUUUGUAUUGUGCACGAGUAUUAAUACUAUCUUUAAUUAGUCUUUGUACGUUUUGACUUACAGCACGACCUCGGUUGUGCGACGAAUCUUGGCUUCGAAUUUAUUUCGAUAAAUUAAUUUCAAUGAUGUAUUCAUCGUGCUAAUUAACUAUUACGGUGACUUCACUGCUGAUUUUUAUUUGUAUGACGGAAUAUGUCGUCCACGCCGAGUAAAAUGCGAGGUCCAGGAAGACCACCAAAGUCGAAGAACAGCUGUACAUGGUGCGGUGAAACUAAACAACCGUUGAAAUAUGUUCUUCCUACGCAACAUGGCAAGAAGGAAUUCUGUUCGGAGACAUGUUUAUCUGAAUCUCGUAAAAGUUUUGCACGAGGUGCAUGUGCACAAUGUGAAAGUUUAAUUAGAAAUACACCAGUUAAAUUGGAACAGAAAGAUGGCUCAAAAAAGGAUUUUUGUUGUACAGCAUGUUUAAAUGCUUAUCAGAAAAAAGACAGUCAAACAGAUAUAAAGAAAAACAACAGGGAUCCAUCUUCACCGGUACCAUCUCCUGCUCCAUCUGGAUUACCAACUAAUGAUGUCAAACCAUCUAUUACACAGUCUUAUACUACCAGCACAAAUAAUCAGACAACUGUAUCUAAUUCACCAUCAACAUCCAAUGGGCCAUUUCAGUAUGAGACUUUUCAAACUUUUGAUUGGGAUAAUUAUUUAAAAGAGACAAACAGUAAAGCAGCUCCAGCUGAAUGCUUCAAACAACAUGAAGUUCCACCGACGAAUGAAUUUAAAAUUAAUAUGAAAUUGGAAGCACUAGACCCGCGAAAUGUAACAUCAACUUGCAUUGCUACUGUAGUAGGUGUUCUUGGAGCUCGACUGAGAUUAAGAUUAGAUGGAUCUGAUAAUAAAAAUGAUUUCUGGCGCUUGGUCGACAGUAAUGAGAUUCAUCCGAUUGGGCAUUGUGAGAAAUCUGGUGGAAUGCUUCAACCACCGUUAGGCUUCCGAAUGAAUGCGUCAAGUUGGCCAAUGUUUCUCUUGAAAACAUUAAAUGGUGCUGAAAUGGCACCAGGAAAAGUUUUCAAACGUGAACCAAAGACACCACGUUCCAAUUUGUUCGAAGUCGGAUAUAAGUUAGAAGCAAUAGAUAAGAAAAAUCCACAACUUAUAUGUACUGCAACAAUCGGUGCCAUUAAAGAUGAUAUGAUACAUAUUUCAUUUGAUGGCUGGCGUGGUGCUUUUGAUUAUUGGUGCCGUUACGAUUCUCGAGAUAUUUUUCCUGCAGGAUGGUGCUUUAAAAGCGGACAUCCACUGCAACCACCAAGGCAGAAAUCAACAGGCCCUAAUCGAUUUAAGUCCAAAAGCAGUAAUGUUUUGUUAGUAAUGGCUGUUUCCGGUAGCAAUACCAGCAGAGAGCCAGCAGUUGCUUUAGUAAGCCCUGCAGGUUCCAGUGCACCGCCACAGCCAGCUACAGAACCUGACACUAGUACAGCCAAUAUCAAACCUCAUCCACUCGAAAAUGAAUAUAAAUAUAUGCUUUAUGUCAAUCAUAAUUGUUGUUGCGGACCGUAUUUCGAUCCUCGGAAAGUAAAAGCCAUGCCAGCAGAAUUUGGUCCCGGUUCUAUCACAAGUGUUGCCAAAGAGCUCUUCCAGGCAUUUUUAAUGGCAGCCAUGAGUACGAGACAAAUGUUAAGUUUAAUAAGACGCGGUGAAGGCGAAACUAUACACUUAAUUCUGGACAGUAAGCCAAAUUCCCUUAGAUUACCUGCUUUUCUGGAUGAAGAAGACUUUUAUACAUACGUUAGCCAGCAACUGGAAGAUCUAUGUGCAUGUGAGAAUAUGGUAGUUAGAAAUAAAGAAAUUUGCAUGAAGUGCUCCAAUGCUCUACGAUUACAAUCUAUUAAUAACGAAGAAACAAGUAACACCGUGGGAGAGAAGAGAAGAUGGUCAUCACCAAGUCAGCAGAAUUUAACAUCUAGUACAGCGCAACAGCAUGCACAACAAACUAAUAUACAAAGUACUAACAAUUCUACGUUGUCAUCACCUGCACCUAUAAAGCAGCAACGUAAAUCCGUUCCUGAACUUGAAGCAGCAACGUCCACUACUCAAUCUGAAACUACUGCAACUCGCACUCCUCCUAGUGAACCGGCAGAAUGGACUAUUGAAGAUGUAAUACAUUAUAUUGCUAUUACAGAUCCAGCACUAGGACAACAUGCAGAUUUAUUUAGAAAACACGAAAUCGACGGCAAAGCUCUGCUUCUUCUUAAUAGUGACAUGAUGAUGAAAUAUAUGGGUCUAAAACUCGGGCCAGCACUUAAAAUUUGCAAUUUGGUAAAUCGUAUUAAAGGUAGACGACAUAUACUGAUGUGAUUUUCCCAGAUAUGAAGAUACGUACAUAGUAACCGAAACUAAUGCAUUUUAAUAAGCUGGUCAGACUAUGUUUUCAAUCAUGAAAACAAACUAAUAUAUAGAUUGUUAAAAAUAAUGUGAAUAAUGUGAAUGUGUCACACUGAUAAUUAAAUUAAUCCUCGAAAUCACGAUCAUAUAUCGAUAUCUUUAUAGUUUAGAUAAGAUAAAAUCAAAGACAAGCUUCAAUUUUUGGGGAUAUAGUUUCAUUUGUUCAGAAAAUUUGUAUUAAUUAGUUGUAGCGCAACUUAUUUUUGUUAAUAAACUUAUUGUCUUAUGAGUAUUAACCAAUUCGAUUCCACAUAUGUAGCCAAAAAUAUCAUAUGUGAUUUCUUAUAUAUGCUCAUUAAAACAACAUAAACAUUUCCUAAACUUGUAAAUAUAUAUAUACACACACAUCAUGUCACAUUUUAUUUUACAAGUCCAAUAUUGUGAAAUACAUCGUGAAAUAUAUCGUAAGCGAGAUAUUUGUUUUAUACUUUCAAGCCAUGUUCGUGAUAUCGUAGAUUAACGAUCUUCUUUAAUGUUAUAUUUUUAUUACGUCAUCAUAAAUAAAUCUAAUGUAUGUCUGUAUCAUCUAACACAAUAGUGCAGCGACCCAACAGAAUUUGAUAUAUAAGUAAAAAUUUUUAAUAUUUA
Messenger RNA from Harpegnathos saltator (Jerdon's jumping ant), 3204 nucleotides. RefSeq names its product Polycomb protein Scm (gene Scm). The transcript has 8 exons. Gene Ontology annotation, cellular component: nucleus. The record is from RefSeq and is a predicted model, not a curated record. Gene Ontology annotation, molecular function: chromatin binding; zinc ion binding; histone binding. Gene Ontology annotation, biological process: negative regulation of DNA-templated transcription. Lineage: Eukaryota; Metazoa; Arthropoda; Insecta; Hymenoptera; Formicidae. Bases 367 to 2529 code for a protein of 720 amino acids.